AUGAUUUUUACAGUAGAUUUUAGAUGUCCGUCAUGGUUUUUGCUCUUUGCCAUUAAACGCUAUACGCUAUGGUUUUGUUUGUAUGCAUGAUGCAAAACUAACAACAGAGCAAAUUCCAUGUCAGCAAUAAAUAAAUAUAUUAAGCAAAACUAUAGCAUAACAAGGAUAUUAGUGAUGCAUGUACAAAACGUCAACAUUUAUGUAGCUAGGCUAUUUUGAAAAUUUAAAUAUGAUUCAUAUAUGUAAUACAUAUUCGUAGAAAGCUAUGCUGAAAUUGACAAACAGUUUUUACAGAUAUUUAGCGUUUACAUGUGAGAAGGUUAGCAAGGCACAUGUAAGGAGAUUUUCACAAUUGAAUUGUAAAAGGAAGACAUGUGGCACGGGUUGUACAGACGUACCGUUACUAGCACAAUUCCAUUUGAGUCUUCAGUUACGUCAACACAGCCACGGCAAGAAACGUUUGAAAAUUAAGAUACCACCUUUGAAUGCCAACGAAUGUAAGAGACACAAGCCAAUGAGUGAUCCUCUGCAACCUACCUUUACCCACGCCAGUUAUGGAGGACAGUUUGAAGUUAGUACAGAGCAUGAUCCGCUGGAGGAGUGGCGGCGGCAAACGGGUGAGGCGGCGUCUUCCGGCGAAGGUCGCACGCCUCGCCCUAUACCACAGGACUUUAGAGUAUGGGAACCUGUCGGAACUGGCUUCGAUCCAAGACAAGGUUCCGGAUUCAAGUUCAAAGUGCUGUCGUACAACUUGUUGGCGCAGUAUCUGCUAGAAUGCCACCCGUACUUGUACACCGAUUGUUCGUCGCACGACCUGAAAUGGAAAGUCAGGGCGUCGCGCCUAUACGACGAGAUUACCAGCUUAGCACCUGAUAUACUAUGUUUCCAAGAAGUACAAGCAACACACUUACAAAGCUUUUACUCCAAAUUUGAGGAGAUCGGCUACUACGGCAUAUUCAAACAGAAAACGGGCCAUCGACAAGACGGCUGUGCGAUCUACUUCAAGAAGUCUUUAUUUGAUCUUAAGGAACAUAUUAGUGUGGAAUUCUUCCAGCCAGAGUUGCCGAUAUUGAAUCGUGAUAACAUAGGUAUAAUGGUAAAGCUGACGCCGCGCGGUCUGCCAGGCUGUCCGAUGGUGGUGGCUACUACCCAUCUGUUGUACAACCCGAAGAGGACAGAUGUCAGGCUCGCACAGAUGCAAGUCUUCCUUGCCGAGAUCGAUCGCUUUGCUUAUUAUGAUAAUGGAAGAGAAUCUGGCCAUGUGCCAAUAAUACUGACCGGAGACUUCAACUCAACCCCCGACAGUGCUGUUAUUAAGCUAUUAGAUAGAGGCAAUGUCAGUGCAAGUCCAUUCCGGGACAGCUCCGACUGGCGGCGGAUAGGCGUGACGGACAAUUGCCAACACCUGUCAGUUAUACUGAACAGGCAGGAGGGACGUCAGACUGACUACACUAACAUAAAGAUAUUCAACUCUGAGUACUGCGUGGAUGGCCACAUCGCUUGCGGCCAGGCGGCGGCCAGCACGGACCAGUUCAGCGGCAUGUUCAACAGCGGCAUCAUCGGGCACUCGCUCAAUCUCGCCUCCGUCUACCAGACGUACAGAGACGGAGACUACACGGCCACUACCUUCCAAGACUACUGGGUCACCGUUGACUAUAUCUAUUUCAGUUACUGCAAUACGUUGCGGUUGGUAGAACGUCUUCGCUUGCCGUCCACCAAGGAGUGCGACGUGCUGGGUCGCCUCCCCAACCACGUGUACGGCUCCGACCACCUCGCGCUCGCCGCACUCUUCGAGCUCAACAUUUUCAAGUCCACCCUAUAAAUCAACAAGACGAUGACAUUCAAACCUAAACCUGGUACAAUGUUUAAUAAUAUCCAGUCCACGACCUCUAUUACACUACGCUGGUAUCUGUAGUUUAUUGAAGUUAAAAUUUUACUUACGUAACUUCACGAUAAGGUAAAAUUAAUACAUAAAUUGUUACAGGGAAUAGAUGUUAUUUCAAGCUUUCACACUAGCCCAGCUUAUAAUAGAGAUCGUCGAUUUUUUAUCAUUGUCACGUAAUAAUGUGCUUAUGCUAGCUCUUCGCCUUAGUUUGGUACGCCAUAUCGUUGGCGGUCAUUUAGAAUCAUCACCAUUAUAGUUAGAAACACCGAGUGGUAAUUAAAGGCCUCAUCCUGUUCAUUGUAUGCCAUUAUAUUAAAAAAAAGAUGUUUAACCUCAGUAACAUAAAGCUGAACAGUUUGUUUGGUAGAUAACUUUUGAGGGCUUGAAUAAAAAAUGCUUUUGCAUAAAUCGGAAAGAACGCAGGUGAAACCUCCGUUCAGCUAGCGUAAAUGUGACGUUCUGAUAAGAAAUUUUGAAGGUAUGACCGCAAAACAUUAAAAAUGUAACUAUAUUAUAUUUUGUUGAUUUGAUUUUUUUUAACUUACAUUUUACUUUUUUAUGUGUACAAAUACAUAUUAUUAUCACAAGUGUGAAAGUUUUUGUGUUACGCCAUCACUACAGUCACAAACAGAAAACAAAUUACGAGAGAUUGGACAGGGCUGAUUUUUGCAUUAAUAUAUAACGAAGUGGGCGAAGCCGCCAAAAAAGCUAGUAAUAUACAAAUACAAAAUGACUUAAUAACAUUUUUCUGAAUAUAUAAUAAUUCAUAAUAUUAAUAUAUAAUGUGUAAAGGUAGUGGCAUUGUAAUGGAUGUAAAAUUAAUGCGUAAAAAAAUUUGAACGAUCAUAUCUACCAUGCUUCGGUACUAGGACCUAAGAAACACCAAUUAUUGAUAUGCUCAGGAGAAUUCAUUUUUAAACAUUGAUAUUUUUUGAAGUCGAUUAUAACUAUAGGUGAAAGCAGACCUGGCCGCAAUUUGGCGUUACAGCGUUAGUUGGUGAACGAACUGAUAUAAACCUACAUAUUACUAUAAAGAAAUCGUAUGCGACAACUGCGACGCGACCCAAGCCUGCCUUCACCUUUAAUUAAAUAAUUUUUUAACUUAUUUUACUAUCUCAUAAACUUGUAAUAUAAUUAUCUUCCACUACCGCUAUAUAACUAUUAGACUUAAAUUUUAUCUACAUAUAAUAUACAUUUUUUAUGACUUUUAUAUUUAAUAUCUAAUCUAAACGUCUGCAUCAACAAACGACAUUUUACUAAGUGGUGUUCCGUUUGUCACUUACCACUUUUAACUGAUAGAGACAGAAUUACAAUUAAGACCGGUUAUUAACGUAGGAAUGAUGAAUACUACAAUACAGACAGCAACAAAAAGUUAAUAAAGGCAGAUUGCAAUAUAUAACUGGACGCCUAAAGCCCAUAAGACCAAUAUAAUACUAUAACUAAACUAACACCAAUUUUAAAAUGACACUUAAUUAAUCUGGCACUUUGUCAAUUGGGUUUGUUCAUAGACUUUUUGUUGCUGACUGUACCACUCGUAAGUUAUGUAUUCGAUUCAUGCAUAACGAAUAUUUUUUAAUCGUCGAAUACAUUCAAUAUGCAGUAAUAAUAAUAAUAUACAGUUCAAAAAGAACUUAAGUAGACAAGGUUGUAAUAUUCCUUCUUAAUUAUAAUAAUUAGUAACCAAAAAUAUUUAAUACUAAGACUAAGUACAUAAUAAGGUUUUGUAACGAAACGUUUUUCAAAAUUUAUGGUUUCGAAAUAUCCAAAUUAAAUUUGGUUGUAACUGUGAAACAUUUACCUAUUUAUGUUUAAGCUGUGCCUGUAUUUCAAAAUGAUGUUCGGACUUAGUUUGGGGAAAUAAAUCGUAUAAAUUUUAAA
Molecule: messenger RNA, 3763 nt
Organism: Trichoplusia ni (cabbage looper)
Lineage: Eukaryota; Metazoa; Arthropoda; Insecta; Lepidoptera; Noctuidae
Gene: angel
Product: protein angel
Exons: 10
Coding region: 266-1822 (518 amino acids)
Molecular function (GO): 3'-5'-RNA exonuclease activity
Source: RefSeq, a predicted model, not a curated record